CGAGUCCUGUCAGAACUUCUACAAAGACUUCACGCUACAGAUCGACAUGGCUUUCAACGUCUUCUUCCUCUUGUACUUUGGUCUGCGGUUCAUAGCGGCCAAUGACAAGCUGUGGUUCUGGCUGGAGGUGAACUCAGUGGUGGACUUCUUCACUGUUCCCCCGGUGUUCGUGUCCGUCUAUCUCAACAGGAGCUGGCUUGGCUUACGGUUUUUAAGGGCCUUAAGAUUGAUACAGUUCUCAGAAAUCUUACAGUUUUUGAAUAUAUUAAAAACAAGCAAUUCCAUAAAACUGGUGAACUUGUGUUCAAUCUUCAUAAGCACAUGGCUAACAGCUGCAGGCUUCAUACAUUUGGUGGAAAACUCAGGGGAUCCUUGGGAAAACUUCCAAAAUUCCCAGUCACUUUCCUACUGGGAAUGUGUCUACUUACUGAUGGUUACCAUGUCCACUGUGGGCUAUGGAGACGUGUACGCCAAAACUACCCUGGGACGACUUUUCAUGGUGUUCUUCAUCCUCGGUGGUUUGGCCAUGUUUGCGAGCUACGUCCCUGAAAUCAUAGAGUUAAUAGGAAACCGCAAGAAAUAUGGUGGUUCCUAUAGUGCUGUUAAUGGGAGAAAGCACAUCGUGGUCUGUGGUCAUAUUACCCUUGAAAGUGUGUCCAACUUCCUAAAAGACUUCCUACACAAGGACAGGGAUGAUGUCAAUGUAGAAAUUGUUUUUCUCCAUAAUAUUUCCCCUAAUCUUGAGCUGGAAGCCUUGUUUAAACGGCACUUCACCCAGGUGGAGUUCUACCAGGGAUCUGUUCUCAACCCACACGACCUGGCCAGAGUCAAGAUAGAGUCAGCAGAUGCCUGUUUGAUCCUAGCUAAUAAAUACUGUGCAGACCCUGAUGCUGAGGAUGCUUCCAACAUCAUGAGGGUGAUAUCCAUCAAGAACUACCACCCGAAGAUCAGAAUCAUUACCCAGAUGUUGCAGUACCACAACAAGGCCCAUCUUUUGAACAUUCCCAGUUGGAACUGGAAGGAGGGUGAUGAUGCCAUUUGCCUUGCUGAGCUGAAGCUGGGCUUCAUCGCACAGAGCUGUCUGGCUCAGGGCCUCUCCACCAUGCUGGCCAACCUCUUCUCCAUGAGGUCCUUUAUCAAGAUUGAAGAGGACACGUGGCAGAAGUAUUACCUGGAAGGAGUAGCCAAUGAAAUGUAUACUGAGUACCUGUCUAGUGCCUUUGUGGGCUUAUCCUUCCCCACCAUUUGUGAACUCUGCUAUGUGAAGCUAAAGCUGCUACUGAUCGCUAUCGAGUACAAGUCUGAUAUACGGGAAAGCAGCACUCUCAUCAACCCUGGGAACCAUGUGAAGAUGCAGGAAGGAACCUUGGGGUUCUUUAUCGCCAGCGAUGCCAAAGAAGUUAAGAGGGCACUUUUCUACUGCAAAGCUUGCCACGAUGACAUCACAGAUCCCAAAAGGAUAAAGAAAUGUGGAUGCAAACGAUCAAAAAAUAACUAUAACGGAUAUAUCAAAUCAAUGGAAGAGGAGCAGCAGUCAGCUGUUUCGCCUAAAAAGAAACAAGGCAAUGGAAACACAAGGAACUCACCCAACAGUUCACCAAAAAUGAUGAGGCAUGACCCACUCCUCAUGCCGGGGAACGAACAGAUUGAAAACAUGGACGUGAACGUGAAGAAGUACGACUCCACAGGGAUGUUCCACUGGUGCCAGUCCAAAGACAUUGAGAAGGUCAUCUUGACCCGGAGCGAAGCUGCCAUGACUGUUCUAAGCGGCCACGUGGUCGUCUGUAUAUUUGGAGACGCAAAGUCUGCUUUGGUGGGCCUUAGGAACCUUGUGAUGCCUCUGAGAGCUAGCAACUUCCACUACCACGAGCUGAAACCCAUCGUGUUUGUGGGUUCUCUGGAGUACCUGAAGAGGGAAUGGGAGACCCUUCACAACUUCCCCAAAGUCUCCAUCUUACCUGGCACACCAUUAAGCCGGGCCGAUCUGAGGGCCGUCAAUAUCAACCUCUGUGACAUGUGUGUCAUCCUGUCGGCCAAUCAGAGCAAUAUCGACGACGCUUCACUGCAGGAUAAGGAAUGCAUCCUGGCGUCACUCAACAUCAAGUCUAUGCAGUUUGACGACAGCAUCGGGGUGUUACAGGCUACCUCCCAAGGUUUCACCCUGCCAGGCAUGGACAGGUCCUCUCCUGAAAACAGUCCAGUUCAUGGGGGGUUGGUACGACAGGCUUCCAUCACAACAGGAGCCAACGUCCCCAUCAUCACUGAACUAGCACCGUUAGUAAAACCAGCAGGCAAAGUCGUACCUGUGAUUUCAUUCAGUCAGGAUACAAGCAGUGGGAUCAACAUACACAUAAUAACAGAACUGGUGAACGACUCCAAUGUUCAGUUCCUGGACCAGGAUGAUGACGACGAUCCUGACACAGAGUUGUACCUCACUCAGCCCUUCGCCUGUGGGACGGCUUUCGCAGUCAGCGUGCUGGAUUCCCUGAUGAGUGCUACAUACUUCAACGAUAAUAUCCUCACCCUGAUCCGGACGCUGGUAACAGGGGGGGCCACUCCGGAGCUGGAGGGUCUGUUGGCGGAGGAGAACGCAUUACGAGGAGGCUACAGCACGCCGCAGACCCUCGCUAACCGGGACAGGUGUCGUGUUGCACAGCUAGCCUUGUACGACGGGCCUUUCGCUGACUUGGGGGAUGGCGGUUGCUACGGUGACUUGUUUUGUAAAGCGUUAAAAACAUACAACAUGCUUUGCUUCGGAAUUUACCGAUUGAGGGACGCCCAUCUAAACACACAAAGUCAUACAAGUCAAUGCACUAAACGAUAUGUAAUAACCAACCCACCGUAUGGUUUUGAGCUGGUGCCAUCAGACCUGAUCUUCUGCCUGAUGCAGUUUGACCACAACGCGGGUCAGUCCCAGGCCAGCCUCACCCAUAGCUCCCACUCCUCCCAUUCCUCCAGCAAAAAGAGCUCCUCCGUCCAUUCCAUCCCCGCCACCAACCGCACCAACCGCGCCAAGAGCAGGGACUCACGGGAUAAACAAAAAAAAGACAUGCUUUACAGAUGAGCCUGAGAACGCAGCCUACCCCAGGAAGUCACACUAUAGUCACACAGCCAACCCCCAGGUCAACCCCCAGGUCAACCCCCAGGUCAACCACCAGGUUAACCACCAGGUCAACCAGAACCCUUACAAAUCCACCAACAACCUCAGCCCAUCCAUCAGAGAGGUGGAGGAUGAAUACUGAACUAUAGAACCCUAUGUUGACACCUACAGUAGAACCCACCUGGAGAACACCUGGAACUAGAACCCAAGAACAGCUAGAACCCACCUGCAGAACACCUGGAACUGGAACCCAAAAACAGCUAGAACCCACCUACAGAACACCUGGAACUAAAAUCCAAGAACAGCUAGAACCCACCUACAGAACACCUGGAACUAAAACCCAAGAACAGCUAGAACCCACCUACAGAACGCAUGAAACUAGAACCCAAGAACAGAUGGAACCCACCUAGAGAACGCAUGAAACUAGAACCCUGAUCCAGUGGAACUGGAAUCUGAAGAACACUUUAAAGCUAGAAUCCUUAGUUGCUACAUCAAUUUAUGGACUUAUAAAUGAAUGAUCAAAACAUCAAUGCUGCAUAAUAAACCUCACGGAAAAGUGCAUAUGUACAGUAGCUACAGUAACAUCAUAUCAGCAGGCUUUUUGACAUGUUUUUAUACAUAUGAAUAUAUAAAUGAAGUAAUAGACAUAUACAUACAAUCAGAUGUCAAUCAAAUGUACAGUCAGUCAGUCACUAAUGCUAACACUCAGCCAUGUAGUUUGCACAGCCAGUUGCUUAGUGACCAGACUGAGGGUCGCUUCAGUCAGAGUAGCAAAGCAACGUAAUGCAAGAUAACAUACGAUGAAGCAUUAUAAUAGAGUGUUAUCAAACUGGACUGAUUAUUUGCCAAUAAAAACCAUAUACAUUGUUGACUUUCAUUUGUACAAUGAUAUUUCAAGACUGACGCUUAUCGACUGACGUAUCCAGUAUUGUUUGCUUCCAUGGGUUUUUGGCAAACCUGGUAAGAUCCAAUACAAAACAAAGGCAUAUGAUAUGACGGCCUUUUCUGUUAAACGCAGUCCCACACAAAUUAUAUUAUUAGCGGAUCAUUUGUGGAUCGUCAUUGGAUGAGAGUAAAGUCACCAUCCUAUAUUUGUGGUUCAUAGUCAGAGUUCAUUUCAGAAUGGUACAUGGUAUUGUUUGGCCCCAGACUUAUUUCGAUAGGCCAGUUUGUUUGUGUGACAGUAUGAUUGCUGCCUUUUUAGUUUUGAUAUCAAAUCCCAAACAACCUGCGAAUGUUCGCUGUAUAUAUAUAGGAAAUAUGUGAUGUGGGUGGAAUGACACUGGA
Molecule: messenger RNA, 4387 nt
Organism: Salvelinus namaycush (lake trout)
Lineage: Eukaryota; Metazoa; Chordata; Actinopteri; Salmoniformes; Salmonidae
Product: calcium-activated potassium channel subunit alpha-1-like
Exons: 27
Coding region: 47-3064 (1005 amino acids)
Biological process (GO): potassium ion transport; transmembrane transport
Cellular component (GO): postsynaptic membrane
Molecular function (GO): large conductance calcium-activated potassium channel activity
Source: RefSeq, a predicted model, not a curated record